Molecule: messenger RNA, 396 nt
Organism: Rhipicephalus microplus (southern cattle tick)
Lineage: Eukaryota; Metazoa; Arthropoda; Arachnida; Ixodida; Ixodidae
Source: RefSeq, a predicted model, not a curated record
AUGGGCAAGGGAGGCUUGGAACUCAACCUCGACUACUUUUGCUCGAGAAGGGGUAUUGCCUCCACUGUUGUCACGUGCUUCUCUGCGACGCUGUUCGUAAUGGUGUUGGCGUCGGCAAACCACGACGGCAUCUACAUGUGGCUGGGCCACCUGAGCUUCACCUACAGUCUCGUGGGCCUCUACCUGGCGGUGCACAGCCUUUUCAGCUCUCUCGACAGCACCACCACGGUCUUUUCGGUGCUCUACUACGGCGUGGGCGCCUUCUUAUUUCUAGCCAGUGGCGUCGGUGUCUUUUCCAAGGGCUACGACGGCAUCAUGAGCAUCGCCAUUGGAAGCUUUUGCGUGGUUCUGGGGGCAGUCAUGACCGUCUUCACCGUGUGUGGAUCUAAAAUGUAG